AUGUGGAGCAAAGAGAUUCAACAGGUAGGAGCUGGGAAUCUUGGACUUAGAGACCAACGCUUAGCGCUGCAUUGGAUACAAGAAAACAUUGCUGCAUUCGGUGGCGACCCGGCGCAGGUCACAAUUUGGGGUGAAAGCGCCGGGGCUAAUAGUGUUGGUACACAUUUAGUCGCUUAUGGGGGUCGUGAUGAUGGCAUUUUCCGUGCAGCCAUUAGCGAAAGUGGAGCACCAAGCGUUUAUGCAGGCUAUCAGACACCCGAUAAUUGGCAGCCUUAUUAUAAUGCAAUUGUGAGUGCCGCGGGCUGCAGUUCGGCAACGGACACCCUCGCUUGUCUUCAAACCAUUCCAGCAGAAACAUUACAUGGGAUAUUUGAUAAUUCUUCGAUCGUGCCUGCUCAUACAUUGACUGGACUUGAUGGACCGCAAUUCAUUCCUGUCAUCGAUGGUGACUUUAUUGAAGAGAGUGCCACUAUUCAACUCCGAGAAGGCAGAUUUGUCAAAGUUCCUUAUCUUAUAGGUGGCAAUGCCGACGAAGGAUCAACUUUUGCCGUUGCGGGUAUAAACACGGACACCGAAUUUGAGAAAAUAGUCACCAACUGGGGUUUCAACAAUGCUACCGCAGAGACCUUACAGGCACUCUAUCCAGAUAUUCCUGACAUAGGAAUACCUGCCACGGUGGUUGGGAGACCUCCAUCUCAAUAUGGGGAUCAAUAUAAGCGAGUGGCCGCAUUCCAAGGCGAUAUGAACAUUCAUGCACCCCGCAGACUGGCUAGUCAGGCCUGGUCAGCUCACAAUGUGUCAGUGUAUAGCUACGUGUUUGACGUGUUCAAGCCCGGGGCCGCUCCAUUUGCUGGCCCAUAUGUUGGGGCCAAUCACGGCUCAGAAAUUCCCUAUGUGUUCCACAACGUUGAGGAAGUUGGUGAUAUCGCAGAUGCAAAGCCCAAUCAAGUGCCACUUAGCAGCCGCCAACGCCUGAGCACUAUAAUGUCAAGUAUGUGGGUCAGUUUUGUGACGAUGCUGGAUCCAAAUAUCCCCGGAGAAUAUGCCACUAAAUGGCCUGUAUAUGACACGGACGACCAGAAAAUUAUCCUUUUCAACAUCAAUGUUACGAGCCUGGCGUAUGAGGACUUGGAUGUCUAUCGUGCAGAAGGCAUAAAGUACAUAAGCGAUCGACUUGAAAGUAUCGGGCGUUGA
Penicillium brasilianum is the source of this 1194-nucleotide messenger RNA. The record is from the annotation of a GenBank genome assembly. NCBI's taxonomy places the organism in Eukaryota, Fungi, Ascomycota, Eurotiomycetes, Eurotiales, Aspergillaceae.